AUGCACUGUGCACAGGAUGCUUGUCGUCAGCAGUCCGAUGAGGAGACAGCUCUCCUGGCGUCACCGGAGCGGAAGGUGCUGAAGGCCCCGACGCCGCUGCCGCGCCUGCAGAUAUUCGUUCUGCUGCUCAUGCAGCUCGCCGAGCCCAUCACAUCGCAGUGUAUAUAUCCGUUCAUCAACCAAUUAGUCAGCGAACUCGAUAUCACGGGCGGAGACGAGAAAAAGGUCGGGUACUACGCAGGCAUGAUCGAGUCCCUGUUCUUUGUAACAGAGGCAAUGUUCAUCAUGCAGUGGGCCCGGAUAUCUGACCGCAUUGGUCGCAAACCCGUUCUGCUCACGGGAGUCGGAGGCCUCUGCAUAUCCAUGCUAUUCUUUGGUAUCUCCAAAACGUUUACCGGUCUCGUGAUCAGCCGUUGCUUGGUCGGAAUGCUCAAUGGCAAUACCGGCGUCAUAAAAAGCAUGAUUGCAGACCUUACCGACGCGUCGAAUAUGGCUCAAGGCUUCGCUAUGAUGCCUGUUAUGUGGUCCGUAGGGGGCACCAUUGGACCCAUCAUCGGAGGCCAGCUAGCGCGGCCUCACGAUCGGUGGCCGGACAUCUUUUCAAACCCAUUUUGGCGGUACUAUCCUUAUUUCCUUCCAUGCGCCGCAUCGGCGCUUUUCUCCGCAGUGAUCUUCGUGGUCACUGCGGCUCUCUUGCGUGAGACCGUUCCGAAACAGCCUGUACGCAAGAAGAUAGUCCGGUUCGCCUCUGACGAUACUCUCGUCAAUCAUGAACCUUCUGAUUCUCCCGCGAAUGUUCCCAUCCGCGCGCUGCUCACGAAACCCGUGGUAUGGUCGGUGCUCAAUUACGCGGCCUUGGCUUUGCUAGAGAUCUCCUACCGCGCCAUUCAGCCCCUGUUUUUCUCGACACCGAUCGAGCUCGGAGGCCUCGGUCUCCCUCCGUCGACUAUCGGCACCAUCCUUGGUUGCUUCGGGAUCAUGGACGGCAUAUUCCAAGCGCUCUUUUUUGCGAAGUUCGUUGACCACUUCGGCCCCAAGCGCGUCUUUUACGUGGGCAUGUUCAUGUUCAUCCCUCUCUGGUGCUUGUACCCGAUCAUGAGCAUCCUGGCGAAGGCGGGAGGGAUCACAACCGCUGUCUGGCUUCUCGUCUUCACCCAACUCGCGCUUUGCGUGAUCAUGGAUAUGGCUUACGGCUGCACCUUUAUAUUUGUUACAGGAGCCGCGCCCAAUAAGCAAUCGCUGGGGGCCACUAACGGCAUCGCACAGUUGGCCGCUUCCAUUGUGCGCGCGAUCGGCCCUGCGGGCGCGACAUCACUCUUCGCGCUGUCCCUCGAUUGCAAUUGGGUCGGCGGAUAUGGCGUGUACGCUAUUUUCGUCGUGCUCUCUUGCGCGCUGUUGUUUGUGGGCAUCCCACUGCCUCGCCGGGGAUGGACAGUGUGCGAGAGCUGGUGA
This is a messenger RNA of Dichomitus squalens LYAD-421 SS1, 1452 nucleotides long. Its product is annotated as MFS general substrate transporter. The transcript has 8 exons. Gene Ontology annotation, molecular function: transmembrane transporter activity. NCBI's taxonomy places the organism in Eukaryota, Fungi, Basidiomycota, Agaricomycetes, Polyporales, Polyporaceae. The record is from RefSeq and is a predicted model, not a curated record. Gene Ontology annotation, biological process: transmembrane transport. The coding region runs from base 1 to 1452 and encodes 483 amino acids.